Messenger RNA from Nematolebias whitei (Rio pearlfish), 1523 nucleotides. RefSeq names its product Cdk5 and Abl enzyme substrate 2a (gene cables2a). The record is from RefSeq and is a predicted model, not a curated record. NCBI's taxonomy places the organism in Eukaryota, Metazoa, Chordata, Actinopteri, Cyprinodontiformes, Rivulidae. The transcript is spliced from 9 exons. Gene Ontology annotation, biological process: regulation of cell cycle. The coding region runs from base 3 to 1523 and encodes 506 amino acids.
GAAUGGCGGCCGCUCUGUGCGGUUUGCCGUGCAGCAGCGGUGGGAACAGUAAACCAGCGAGAACUCGGGAGCCGCGGAGGAGAGUAAAAGACUCCCGAAGACGACGGGCCGCCCUGCUGUUUCUCAAUAAUAUCUCUCUGGACGGACGGCCCCUGUGUCAGCUGAACGCUAGAAAUGACGAGCAAAGAGCUGCGGAGGAGCCCCGGGCUGGCGGGACGACGCUGGAGCAGCUUGGUGACGGACCUGCCCCCCAGCAGGAGACCGAAGGCUCCGCGGUGGGCAGCGGCUCGUCCUCCACCUUCACCGGGGUGUUCAGCCCUGUCCGGCCCUCCAUGGUAACGUCUCCGACCGCCGCGGCUUCAAUUGGAGCCAACGAGGUUUUUUUAGAGAGCAGCGGCGCGGUGGAGGCGCUCGCCCCGGACACCCCCAUGUCGCCCGUCCCAGCCGGACACCCGCCGUGCUCGAGAGCCAAGUCAAUGCCCGCCGCCCUCAGCCCGGUUCCGACCGGACAACCUGUGGAUUCACGGCAGAGGCUGAGGAACAUCUCUGGUUCUCCUGGACCCAAAGUGCCAAAGAAAGUCCACUUCAUUAAGACUAUGAGGCAGUAUGAUACCAGGGGAUGCAGGAUCAUGCUGGUCUGUGCCAAGCGGUCACUAUAUGCUGCUUUCUCAGUGCUGCCGUAUGGAGGGCGUGUUCACCUCAGUGAUCCGAAGUUGGACACUCAGAGACAAAGACUGUCCUCUGUGGUGGCUCCUGAUCUGCGUCCUGCCCUGGAAGGUGUGGAGCUGGGUGCUUUUGGGAAGACGGUGUCCUACGCUCAGUUCCUCUACCCGACCAACGCCUUGGUGAGACAGAAGAGCAGCGGCGUGCCAGAGAGCUGCACAGCUCAGACCCCUCAGUCUCGUUUUCGUGGCAACGGGCCCAAAAGCCUCAGUUUGGCUCGUCUGAACAGCAGCGUCCCACAAGACCCUCAUGCAGAGGAGGCGGCAGAUUAUGACCCCAACCUGCUCAGUGACCCUCAGUGGCCCUGCGGGAGACACAAGAGGGUUCUCAUAUUUGCAUCCUAUGUGACGACUGUUAUUGAGUAUGUGAAGCCGUCUGACCUGAAGAAGGACAUGAACGAGACUUUCAGGGGCAAGUUUCCUCACAUCAAGCUGACACUGAGCAAGAUCAGAAGCCUGAAGCGGGAGAUGAGGGCCGUGAGCGAGGAGUGUGGUCUGCAACCGGUCACCACAGCUGUAGCUUUUGUUUACUUUGAGAAGCUGGUGCUGCAGGGUCGUCUAGACAAGCAGAACAGGAAGCUGGUGGCGGCUGCGUGCGUGCUGCUGGCAGCGAAGAUCAGCAGCGACCUGAGAAAGCCAGAAGUCAAGCAGCUCAUUGACAAACUGGAGGAGCGUUUUCGGAUAAACCGACGGGAGCUGGUCCCUCUGGAGGUUUCUGUGCUGUUUGCCCUGGAGAUGGGACUGUACCUCCCCGAGAGCAAGGUCAUGCCACACUACCGCAGACUGGUCCAGCAGGGUUAG